CUCUGGCCAGUAGCACAUGAGCGCUCGUGCUCGACGAGCACGUAAAUGUGGCAUCCGUGCGAACGUAGGACUCGUCGUGUUUAUUGCUUAAAUAAGCUGAGUAAGAGAAGGUGUCCUACGCAGUGAUCGAAAAGGAUAGCAACGCGCUGAUCCAUGAUCCACAGUCGAGUCGCGUUCACGAGAAGAAGCACUCGCCGUUGCGUCGAAAACGUGUAACGUCCCUUCGGAAUCAUUUUUCGCCCGACGGUCAAACAGGCGGAAUAGACGAGAGAUCCAAGUUUUUCAUUCGGGCGAACGAGCACUCGUUUUUACGAUUUGUGUUAAAACGUCUCGACGCAGCGAGAUCGGAUUUGUUGAAGUACGUCGAUUGGUGAAAAAGUCGCGAAGCGGCCGUCUGUAACUUUGCGUCUGCGACGAGUGAUCGACAGCGAUCGACAGCGAUCGAGGGUGAACUACAGUAAUCCUCACGUUUGCUGGCGAAGCGCCGCGGAUUGUGAUGCAAGUCGUCGAUUUGCCUCUAUUAUUAAAUUAAAGUGAAGUGCACGUGGAGUUUUUUGGAAGCGGCCCGAAAAUGGUGCCAACGCAGCAGGAUAGCCCCUCGAGCUCGGGGUUAACCAUCGUUUUUGGAUCAUUACUUGUGGAUGAGAAUUCACUAACACCUUAUUCGGAUGCGACACAGACGAAGAAGAACAAUCCGAAUCGCAUCAAGAGGCCCAUGAACGCGUUCAUGGUCUGGUCGCAGAUGGAGCGUAGGAAGAUAUGCGAAGUGCAGCCGGAUAUGCACAAUGCUGAAAUCAGCAAGAAACUCGGAGUGAGAUGGAAGCAGCUGUCCGAGGAGGACAGGCAGCCCUUCAGAGAGGAGGCCGAGCGACUGAGACAGCUCCAUCAGAAGCAAUAUCCUCAUUACAAAUACCGACCUAGGAAGAAGACCACGAAACCCGCGGAGAUCUCGAAGACAAAGGAGAGGAAGAGAUCGCGAAAGUCGGUAUCGCUGUCGUCACCGGCGCCUUCGCCGUCGCCAUCAUUAUCGUCGCUGUCGACACCGUCGAACAGUCCGGCCUCGAUGCCGUCGUCAUCGUCUUUGUCCCCGCUGUCGCCGCUCUCGGCGACACCCGCCGCUACUAGUCACGCUGCUAAGAUCAGGAAUGACAACAACAAUAACAACACUCAGCAGCAGACAAUGAAGAAAUCGGUAAAAAGGCUCCAGACUCAAUCGGGCAGCAAGCCGAUGUCCAGGCUGAAUCCCAGGAACAUCCGGCUGACGCUGGAAACUCUGGAGACCCUGGAGACACCACGGCAAACGCUAUCUUCCGACGUGGACUACACGGCGCCGCCGAUAGUGGCCGCCAAGGUGCCCACUAGUCCGACCUGCGACACCCCGGACUCGCCCGAGUCCGCCUUCUACGACGACGUCGAGUGCGCUCCGUCCAACAACGCGGUCUGCAACGUCGCCUCCGUCAAGAUCAAACAGGAGCCGAAGAUGGAGCUGGACAGCAGCAACGGUUUCACCACGAAGGAUCUGUUCCUGCCGUCUCUCGACAUGGCGCUGCGAGCGGACAACAGGGGAUACUGUCGCGCGAACUCGACUUCCGGCCUGCGGCAGAUGACGAAUUUUGUGAAGGAGGCGAAACUGAUGGAGAACGCGCCGGCUUAUGACACGAAGCGGGGACUCAACGCCAUAUUCUCCAGGACGCUGUCGCAGUCCUUGAUGAUGGACACGGCCGCGCCGACGAUACUGACCCCGCAGUCGUCAGCUGUGCUGUCCGUGCCCACGACGACGACGAUGGGCACCACGGGAGUUCUUCUCGACGACGCUUCACUCGACGACACUUUCAACGGCGUCGAUCGUCCGGUCAAGCUCGAGGAGCUCAUGAACAAUCCCGAACUGUCCGAUCUGUCUUUGUCCGAGCUGCCGUCCGACAUCGAAGAGAUCGACAUGAUGGGGGAUUUGGAGGCGUUCGAAAACGCCGGCUCCUGCAACGGUCCACCACUGGAGUUCACCCGCACACCUGACGUCAGGGAGAUUAUGUCUAUUCUCAGCAACGAGUGGAAUUAUUUAAACUAGAAGGGGAGAAAGAAAGAAAGAGAGGAGACGAAGGUGAUUGACGCAAUUGCGCGUCUUUGGUUUGUAUGAAGCAUCUCUCGCCAAGAGAGAGAGGGAGAGAGAGAGAGAGAGAUCGCCAGCACAUUCGUCAAUCGUUCGCGAGUUUUUAUCGAAACUCGAAGACAUCCGCGAAUCAAUUUGUACGCGGUAUUCCGCGAGCGAUCGUUUCGAAGAUCUCGACUAAACGUGUCGGUGUAUAACAUAAAAACACGAUUACGUGCGUUAUCACGAUCGCUAUCGAGCGCGUCGCGCUCGUUUUUUUCUUACGCGGAUCACACGCUCGACUUGAUUAAUGGUUGAACGGAUCGUCAUCCGCCAUCGCGUGUCUUCGUCUUUUGUACUUGACACUUGAGAAGAUAGUACUUCUUGAAUGUUACGCCGUUUCUUGAAUCGGCGCGCGUCGUGGCUUUCGCCUGCUUAACCGAGUCUUUGCAAAUAAAUGAUUAAUCGGUAAAAUGUUACUUUCAAGGGAAAGAGAUAUUAUUUGUAUUACAACUAUGAGUAAUAAUAUAUUGUAACGCGCACAUAUAUCGUAAUACAAUCGUGUGUAUAAAAGUUAAGAUAAAUUAAAGGAUAUAAAUCAUAACUU
Linepithema humile (Argentine ant) is the source of this 2693-nucleotide messenger RNA. Its product is annotated as Sox box protein 14. Gene Ontology annotation, molecular function: RNA polymerase II cis-regulatory region sequence-specific DNA binding; DNA-binding transcription factor activity, RNA polymerase II-specific. The record is from RefSeq and is a predicted model, not a curated record. Gene Ontology annotation, biological process: cell differentiation; anatomical structure morphogenesis; regulation of DNA-templated transcription. NCBI's taxonomy places the organism in Eukaryota, Metazoa, Arthropoda, Insecta, Hymenoptera, Formicidae.